UGUAUUACGUCUGACUCUUUCACGUCGCAUUUGAGUGAAUUUCUCUACCAACAACAACACCACCAACACCGUCUCUCUGUAUCUGACCCAAUCUGUGUCACAAAAUCUGCAUGUGUACCUUAUCGAAUAGCGCCACCCUCUUAUUAAUUAAUGCUUUUCUUUUGGCCUUUGAUUUUGACAAACAGCUCCAAACCCUUCUCCCUUCCGAUCCUUUCUUUCUUUCUUCUUUUUCUUCUUUUCCCCCCCCAUUUUUAGUACCUUCAUAACGUCGAUAAGCGAUUAUUAUCCACUGAAAUAUCUGUUUAACGCUAUUGCUAAUUACUUUGGAAAAUCAAGAUUUUGUCGGUUCUCCCACUAUCUCUCUAGUCUCUACCUAUAUAAUCAUAAUGGUCCUUUUUGGGUCUUUAGCAGCAAACAAGGCAAAGGUUGUGCCUCCAAAAGAGUAAGAGAGAGACAGAGAGAAAAACUGUUCAUGCAUCUCUUCUGAUAUAACGACAUAAAACUCUCUGCUUUUGAACCUAACCCAUCUCAUAUCCCUUGUGUUUUCUUCUUCUUCUUCUUAUUCUUAUUCUUAUUCUUAUUAUCAGGCCAUGCAAUAUGCGAGUGCAGGCAACGUUUCGGUGGGGUUGGUUAUUAUAAGCUCAGUUUCCAGUACUAGUUAUUAGGUUCUUAUAUUAAUUAUGGCUGUUCAAGCUCAGUUCAUGUACCCUGAAAGUCUUGGUAUCCCAAUGUUUAGUUUGCAAGAUUGGGCUGUUAGUAAUCCUGCUGAAGCUGAUUUUUCUUUUGGAUUGCAAGAAUCUCAGCAGCAGAAUCUCUUUCUUCAACAGCAGAGCUCUCAAAAUUUUGGUUUUGAUUGCAAUAGAGGUGCAUGGUUUGCUUCUCCACCACCAUCAUCAUCAACUUGUGAUAGUUUUCUUGCUCUUUCUCAAUCUUUAUAUGCAAAUUAUCUCGAAAUGCAAAGGCAAGAGGUUGACUGCAUUCUUCAAUUCCAACACGAGAGGUUAAGAUCCGCUUUGCAAGAACAAAGAAAGCAACAAUUUGCAGUCCUGUUGAAGAGUGUGAAAUCCAAGGCCAUCUCUUUAAUGAGGCAAAAAGAAGAGGACUUGGCAAAAGCAGCAAAGAAAAAAAUGGAGCUCGAAGCAUGUUUAGAAAGAGCACAAAUGGAAACAGAAUCAUGGCAAAGAUUAGCAAGAGAAAACGAAGCAAUGGUCAUAGAUCUAAGCAACACGCUCGAACAAGUAAAAGAAAGAAUGGUCCUGAGCAGCAAUAGCAGAGGCCAAGAUACAGAGUCAUCCUGCUGUGGUUCAUGCAAGAAAGAACAAGAAGCAGAAGAUAUCCCAAGAAAAAGAAUGGUCUGUAAAGGGUGCAGUUCUAGGGCAUCGAGUGUCCUCUUUCUACCUUGCAGACACCUCUGCUCGUGCAAGUUUUGUGAAGCUUUUUUCAGCUCCUGUCCUGUCUGUGAAUCUGCGAAAGAAGGGAGCAUGGAGGUUUUUUGGGUCUAACAAAACAGAAGUAGCACGAGAAAAGUAAAAGAAAUUGGAAAAAGGUUCAAUUUAUUUUGCCAAAAUCGUAUAUGCGUACUGUCACUGCGGUGUUUUCUGGGUUGUUAGGCUUCUUUUUUUCUCUUGUUUUUUUUUUUUUAGGUCUACGUUUUACAGAUUUUUUCUGUGUGUGUACUUUGCUACCGUGCUGCGGCCUAUAUCUGUGAAUUGAAAUGAUGGUAAUUUGUCAGAAAAUGGGCGCUUUUCAAUUGUUUACCUUGUGUAGGACUGUAGGUAACGGAUACAUUAUACCUGAUCCAGCUUAAUUAAUUAAAUUUUAAUUUGGUU
Messenger RNA from Ricinus communis (castor bean), 1829 nucleotides. Its product is annotated as probable BOI-related E3 ubiquitin-protein ligase 2. The record is from RefSeq and is a predicted model, not a curated record. The coding region runs from base 681 to 1502 and encodes 273 amino acids. NCBI's taxonomy places the organism in Eukaryota, Viridiplantae, Streptophyta, Magnoliopsida, Malpighiales, Euphorbiaceae. Gene Ontology annotation, molecular function: ubiquitin-protein transferase activity. The transcript is spliced from 2 exons.